Molecule: messenger RNA, 1004 nt
Organism: Emiliania huxleyi CCMP1516
Lineage: Eukaryota; Haptophyta; Isochrysidales; Noelaerhabdaceae
Exons: 1
Source: RefSeq, a predicted model, not a curated record
AUGGACAGCUUCAGCGCUCCGCUGCUGGGUCCAGCCUCGGACGACGCCAAGAGGAGCGCUCGCAGGUGGCGCGCCGCCACUCUCGCGACCACGCUGCUCGCGCUGGCGCUCGCCGCCGCCGUUGCGGUGCUCGCCAACGAGCGCGCCGCGCUGCUGCAGCGCGGAGAGGCGGGCAGGGAGAAGGACGGCCCCACAUACCAGUUCUCGGGGUCCAGCCUCGACGAGCAGUCCUGCACGGUGGCGGGCGUCGACGCCUCCGCCACGGGCCAGAAGCUGCAGUGCUGCAGCGGUCUCGCAGAGGUUGAGAAGCCGUGCUUCCAGCCAGAGGGCCUGUCGGUGUGCAUCUUUUGCCUGCCUGCCGAGCAGGUGCCGGCCGCCUGCACGCCGGCCGGCAAGGACGUCUUCGCCAACGACGCCGGCGUCCACAUGCCCUGCUGCCCGGGCUUUGCAGAGGUGCUUGGCCCGUGCCGCGGCACCGACAUGUGCAACUUCUGCCAGCCCUCCUCCGUUGUCCCGGGGGCGCGGGCGGAGCACCCACCGGCAAAGGUGUCCAUCGACCCGGCGACGCCGCAGGACGCGGUCGACAAGUACAAGGCGGACGGGCUCUCCCUCAUCCUUUCGGACGAGUUCAAGGACAUCGCGCGCACAAAGUCGGUCUUCGUGUUCGAGGACAUCCCGUACGGCGUGCCGGGCAACACGGGGGACGUCAACAUCGCCUCCAUCUACUCCUCGGACACCAUCUCGCUGCUGCCGGAGGGCGGCCUCCGCCUCUCCGCCUACCUGGCGCCCGAGGACGAGACGCGGUUUCUGCGCGGGUGGAACGGGACUUGGAACAAAAACUACGGCUCCGACGUCUCGCUCUGGAGCUGGCACGCGCCGAAGGUGACGUCUCGCGUCAACGGCCGCUUCCAGUACGGGUUUGUCGAGACGCGCAUCAAGGCGCCCAAGGGGUACGGCCCGUGGCCCGCGGCCUGGCUCAACGGCUGCUACGGCUUCGUCGUCGA